AUGAAAAGAAAAUUAUAUUUUCACAAAAAACAAUUAAUUCAAACAAAUUCAAAUAAUAAAAUUAAACAACCAAGAAAAUAUUUAAGAUAUAAAAAUAAUAUAGCUAAAGUAUAUGAAGUAAAUACUCAUGGAAAAUUUACAAUAAUAAUUCGUAGGUCAUUUAUUCAAUUACCUAUUCAUUCAACAACAAAUAUGAAUCCAUGUUAUUCAUAUGAUUUAUUAUCUCGAUGUGAUUCAAAACUAUUUUUACAAUCAAAUUUAAAUAAUAAUCAUUAUUUAGUUCAAAAUAGAAAAGGAAAAACAUGGAAAUCAAUGUAUGAAAAAUCGAAUACAGAGACAGAAUCAUCAACAUUUACUGUUCAUAUAUAUUAUUUCUUCAUUGAAUUGAUGGUUUGUAUUCAAAAACAUUUAGCUAAAACAACAAUACAUUCAAUAUCGGAGGAUAGUGAUUCUGAUGAUAGUAUGAAUAAUAAUAAUUUAUGUAAAAUACAAAGAUUGGAUAAUUAUAAAACAGAUCUUAGUUGUUCACAAACAAAUAAAAGUAUUGAUUCAAGAUUUUUUAAUGAUGAUAAUUAUUUAGAAGGAAAACGAUGUGACAAUAUGUUAUUGAAUAAUAUUAGAAAUCAAGAUAAUGAAAUUAAUUAUGAAAAUAUACAAAUAUUGAUUCAAAAUCUUCAACAAUCGGAUUUAGAAUCGAUUAAUUCAUUUGAUAUUGGUCAAAUACUUUCGGAUCUAAUACAUCAUGCAGUAAAUAUCGAAAAUACAAAUACUAAUUUACAACCAUCAUCUAAUCUUCUAACAUUUCUUUCUUAUACACCACAAUUUUUCCAUAUUCUUCGAACAAUUAUAGCUAAUAAAUGUUCAUGUCAAUCAUUAGAUCCAACUAAUUUUCUCGAAUGUCAAUAUUUGAUUGAUAUUCUUCAUAGUUCGGAAUUUAUUCUUGGAUAUCUUCAUCAAUAUUAUUCACAUGAAAAAAUGUUUCUAUUAACAAUUUUAACACAUCUUUAUCAAAUAUUAUCAUCAAUGACUGAUGACAAUAAUUCAUAUCGAUAUCAAUCUAUUUGUCAAUCUCUUUUUAAUAUUCUCCAGAAAUUAAAUAAAAAACAGGAUUCUUAUCUAGAAUGA
Adineta steineri is the source of this 1125-nucleotide messenger RNA. Lineage: Eukaryota; Metazoa; Rotifera; Eurotatoria; Adinetida; Adinetidae. The record is from the annotation of a GenBank genome assembly.